UUGACGUUUGGUGUUUUCUUAUUUAAGUUCAAUGAAUUCCGAAUUUCUUUUUUUACUAGUGCCCAAUUUUAUCAAAUUUUUAGCGGUUCGACAAAAUCCGACAUCUCUACGGCAAAGAGCACAGGUGGCGAUACAGCUGCAGCUCCUGCUGGGCCAAAGCUAACAAAGAGUCAGAUCGAAAGUUUCAAUCGUCGUGCCAAAAAAGUUGGCGAAGGUCUCAAAGAAUUAACCAAAGUUGCGAGCAACACCAAAAAUUUUGAUGAAAAACUGCAACAGGACAAGCAGCGAAUCAAGGAUAUCGAUAUGCGGCUAAAAACGCUCUCGAAAAAGGAACAAAGUUUGAACGCUGAGCUAACGAAGCAGAUGGAUGUGCAUUUUCGCCUUCCGUCUUCACAAAUUAACGAGGAGCACAGCGAUUCAAACUUUUAUGGUGUAUGCGAACUAGUUGAUGGCUACCAGAAGACAGUUGAUAAUUUGGAUAAGGCAAUGAGCAAGCUCGAGCAGAUUCGCAAAGUGCCGGCAAUAAAGAGUAUUGGUAGCAAAAUGCCAAAUACUCCAACAGUGGAUGAAAUUGAUGAGAUUAUCAUUGUCAUGAAACGCUUUAUCGCAAAGCUCCGUAUCCAGGUUUCCGUUUUUCCUUAAAA
Molecule: messenger RNA, 644 nt
Organism: Gongylonema pulchrum
Lineage: Eukaryota; Metazoa; Nematoda; Chromadorea; Rhabditida; Gongylonematidae
Source: the annotation of a GenBank genome assembly